GUUGAGCUUCAGAAGUCGAAUCAUUUCAGCCACAGUUUGGCCCCUGUGACAUUUGGGGUGCUGAGGUUUUUUGUUUUUUUUAAAUGGCAAUGUCACACUAUGUAUUGUGAAAAUAAAAAUAAGUAUUAAUUUCUGUGUUAUUUCCCACGCCAGUAAAAUAUGUGUGUGUUUAUGCUCCACGUCCCAUCAUCACUGUGAACUGUUCGAUCACCUCACAAAAAACGCGGUGUUGGUCCAGACGUAUAAGUCAGUAUUGUACAUGCACAUUCCAUGGAAAAGGAAAGGGAGCGAGCGGACUCUUCGUCUGAUCACGGCAUAUAAUCCAGUACUUGAAUCGUCCGCAAGAAAAAAAAAAGCUACAUUACUACAUUAAACCCUGAAAGUUGCACGGAUAGUCAAAACAAUCCACAAACACACACACACAACUGAAAUGCUUGUAUAUAAUCCAAGUGCCAGUAUAUUAUGUAAAAUCCCGAGAGGACUUAUGUGCAUUUAGCCGCUUUGGUAGACGCUGUAUAACAUAAAAAAUUGCGCUUAUCCCCUUUUUUUUGUUUUUUUUGGACCAUUGACUCAAUAGGAUUUCCUUGUGAGAUAGAUUUGUACACUAGUAAUUCUUCACCUCUGUUCGGGAGUUACGAAUUCAUGUUUUUGUCAUAAUUGUGUAUCAUGGAAUUAAACAUUUGUUAAACUUUCCUGCUUGUGUUGUGUUCAUGGACGCACUAUACACACCACCUAGCAUAUACCAUGUCAGAUGACCGUAGACAGAAAGUGCGUAAAAUACGCACCAAACUCGGUACGUACGUGUCCGGGGAAGUUUGGUGGUACACUUUAAUCACAUCAUGAGGGGAAAUUUGGGAACAAAUGGGUUGACGAAGUAGAUGUUUUUAAGGCAAAUUCGGGCCUUUUAAAUAAGAAAUAUUCGACUUUCUGGAUGAGGUUAUAGGAGCAAAGGAAUGAGCGAUGUGUCCAACAUUCACUUUGACUUUCCUGUAGCUGUUUUACUGUAACAUAACUUUAAGAGACGUCGAAGUUUCGAGUCCAUGCGUAAAUAUAUUCAAAUCAACCAACACUUUAAAUGACUAUUAUUAUUAUUUAUAUUUAAGAUUAUUAUUAUUGUUAUUAUUAUUAUUAAGUCGGGGCUAACGGUGGACUCGGGGUGUGUCGGGGGGCACAGAGCUCUGGCCGGUUCCUGACCGUCCUGCCCCAUACCAGACACCAGAUGACGCUCUUGUCUUACUGUCCUGCCCUUUUUCGCGCUAAAGAUCCUGGUCCUCAACAACCAACAGCUCAAAGUUUACCGGACACGUUUCUCCUAUUCAUCAAUAUCCCCAUUGAGUAUCAAAGCCAAUUUAUGACUGGCCAACAUGUGCACGUGAUCCCAUACAAAUACACCAUAUUUGGGCAGCGCACGUCGGAUCAAGAAUAAAAAAAAAGAUACCAAAGCCUACUCCACCUAUAAAUCCUGGAUUAUUUUUUUAAAGCAAGACAGCUCUGAAUUUUCCAAAAGCGGCUACCAAGAAAAGCAAUGAUCAACAAAAACAAGGAAAUAGCCGCAACCUGCAACAUCCCGCCGCCCUCUCUAGUUUAAAAAAAAAAGAGAAAAGUAUCGGUGGUGGUUGAACAUGAGCUCGUAUGUUGACAGCUCCAAUCUCAGGCAAACAAGCGAGACAACUUCUCCCAACAGAAUGUUUAGUUUCGAUCUAUCUGGGCACACGUCCAGCCGCUACGAGGAUGUUAAUGUGAACGGGAUAUUCACUUGUCCCGUCCCCACGACCUCUGUCGAACGGGAGGAGAUGAAAACUAGCCUGCGUGGCAAUGCGGAUACUCCUCUGCCGCCGGGACCACAGAUAACCAUGGUCUCCAGUAGCUCGUCUAUGGACGCAAGCGGGCUCAACUACGGCGGCGGCUGGGGCGAGGGGGCGGACAGGGACCCGGAGCGGAGCGCGAAAUCCGGCGGCAACAAGAGCCAGGAGGGCGACAGACACGCGGAGAGCGCGCAGUCGGCGAAACGCAUCGCAAACGCGAGCCAGCGUCAGGACAGUGAGCCGCGGCCACAGAUUUAUCCAUGGAUGACAAAACUGCACAUGAGCCACGAAUCGGAGGGUAAGCGGUCCAGGACCAGUUACACCCGCUACCAGACUCUGGAGCUGGAGAAAGAGUUUCACUUCAACCGGUACCUGAGCCGCCGCAGGCGCAUAGAGAUCGCCCACACCCUGUGUCUAAACGAGAGGCAGAUCAAAAUCUGGUUCCAGAACAGGCGAAUGAAGUGGAAGAAGGACUCAAAGAUCAAAGUGAAGGAGUAGCGGUGCUCCGGAGAACGGAUGGGGAGGGGGUUGCAUGCAGCACGUUCUCCACAGCCCCAACACUGCACAGUGCUGGAGUGCCGCCUGACCUCCGGAUGAACUGCUCGGAGCAGUGACAUCAUGACACCGCUCUGUGUGCUUCAUCACCAAUUAUGUGUCACUCGCUGCAGUUUGGGACCUAAUGCAUUGAAUAUCGCUCACUUUGAUCCAUCGGUUUACAUUUCUAAAUUAAUUUGCUGGCCAUGCGAUGAUAACCUCACUCGACUGCACGAUGGGAACAAGAGGUCGAGGGGAGCCGGGGUCCCUCGAGCUGCGAGGCUCUUCGGGCUCUGCAGUGCACCGAAAUCCUGCACGAUGCUAAUACCAGUAAUCCAUGUUUUCAAUAAGGACGACAGGCUGGGUGAUCCAACUGUACAUCAUCAUCGUGUGAUUAAAAAAGAAACUUUAAGGACAAGGGAUCAAAUGAAGGCAAACAAAAAAAAAUACUAAUUCAGACUGUGUUGGACCCGUUAAGAGUUUAACAAAACUAAAAACAAUUUUUCCACCACCUUCCCCUUUUUCUUUUCUUUUUUGAAAAUUUACUCUCUGACAUGUUGCAGUGCGAAGUUGUUGGAUGUGUGAUGUCUGUUAGUGCGUGGAUUUCUUUUCCAGCCAUGUUUUUCCUGUCAUAUCCCUGUGAAUCCCAAAUCCUUGUGUAAUAAUUCUGCGACUGUAUGUGAUGAUGUUGUGAUGUGCAAUGAAGCCACUUCUCUUCCUCCUUUGUAAACGGAAGGUGCCUGUUUUACACGAGGCCUAUAGAAAAACCCAUGGGUGGCUCAUCUGUUGAUUGUAACCAAUAAACUCUCAUCAUUAAACCUGAGAACAUUUUCCUAUUGUCAAAAAAAAAGCACAUUUAUCUUCUCCUGCUUUUUAAAUUGUAGAAUUUUGUGUUAUACGACUCCACUGAAUUAAACUAUUUAGAAACUGUAAAAUA
Scophthalmus maximus (turbot) is the source of this 3276-nucleotide messenger RNA. It is a transcript of the gene hoxc5a, whose product is annotated as homeobox C5a. Lineage: Eukaryota; Metazoa; Chordata; Actinopteri; Pleuronectiformes; Scophthalmidae. Gene Ontology annotation, molecular function: DNA-binding transcription factor activity, RNA polymerase II-specific; RNA polymerase II cis-regulatory region sequence-specific DNA binding. The record is from RefSeq and is a predicted model, not a curated record. Gene Ontology annotation, biological process: regulation of transcription by RNA polymerase II; anterior/posterior pattern specification. Gene Ontology annotation, cellular component: nucleus. The transcript is spliced from 2 exons. The coding region runs from base 1623 to 2303 and encodes 226 amino acids.